Messenger RNA from Ctenopharyngodon idella (grass carp), 6272 nucleotides. RefSeq names its product MTSS I-BAR domain containing 1 (gene mtss1). Gene Ontology annotation, biological process: plasma membrane organization; cell projection assembly. The transcript has 15 exons. NCBI's taxonomy places the organism in Eukaryota, Metazoa, Chordata, Actinopteri, Cypriniformes, Xenocyprididae. The record is from RefSeq and is a predicted model, not a curated record. Gene Ontology annotation, molecular function: phospholipid binding; actin binding. Gene Ontology annotation, cellular component: actin cytoskeleton; cytoplasmic side of plasma membrane. Bases 677 to 2911 code for a protein of 744 amino acids.
CCGAUCCACACAAACGGGUUAGAAAGCGCGAGAGAGAGAGAGCCAGGAGUGAAUAAUGUUUACCACUCGCUCUGUGGAAUCUAUCAGGAGUCGAAACUUUAGUCAGGUUUUGCCGUAUUAAUUUCACCCGAAAGCCUUAUUCAAAGUGCAACAGAUCAAAACCAUCACUAUUAAGGAUAUAUCAGCGGCUGGAUCGACUGAAUGAAACCAUGAGGAAUAAAAAACACGGCGGUUGUCGCGAUCUAAACUAACGUGACUAUCGAUCCAGCAGAGCCAAGCUUUUGAAAACGCCGAGCCAGGUACUUCGGCGCAGACUUUCAACGGUCAGUUUUUCCUGCGGGUUUACCUGUGCUUACGUGGCACUUUUUUGACCUGAAGACUUAUUUUAAAAAAUACCGUUUUAGGCGUUUUAUCCACUUUUAUCGUGGCGAUGCGAUGUAUUUUCAGAGGUUUAGUAAGUUGCGUGGCCGGGACUAGUUUACUUGCGCCGGGCAGCCAAUCAGCGGAAUAACACUCACUAUUUUUGCUUUAAUUUAUCCUCUUUUGCCUUAUUCUCACGAUACCCUUCAAAUACAUCCUCGUACCGCACCCUUCAGAUUCUGACAGCGGGUUUCCAGGCGAGCUUUCAUAAGAAGGAUAAGUGUCAACGCUACGCGUGUGUUUUUGGGGUGGUAAAAUGGAUGCGGGAAUGGAGAAGGAGUGCAGCGCUUUGGGAGGGCUCUUCCAAAUCAUCAUGAACGACAUGAAGGCGAGUUAUCCUGCUUGGGAGGACUUUGUCACCAAAGGAGCUAAGCUGCAAUCUCAGUUAAGGACAACAAUCAUCGUCACUAGCUCAUUCCUGGACGCUUUCCAGAAAGUGGCUGACAUUGCAACUGGAACACGAGGAGCGACAAAAGAGAUCGGAUCAGCUUUGACCAGGAUGUGUAUGAGACACAGAAGCAUUGAGAACAAGCUCAAACUGUUUACCACGGCUCUCAUGGAUAACUUGAUCACUCCUCUGGAACUGAAAAUUGAAGAGUGGAAGAAGGUUGCCAGUCAGCUGGAUAAAGACCAUGCUAAAGAAUAUAAGAAGGCACGUGCAGAUAUCAAGAAGAAAUCUUCAGACACAAUUAAACUGCAGAAGAAAGUUAAAAAAGGUAAAGACGAUGUGCGGGUGCAGCUGGACAGCGCUCUUCAGGACGUCAACACGCGCUAUGCCGUGUUAGAGGAGACAGAGAAGAGAGCUGUGUGUCGAGCUCUUAUAGAGGAAAGAGGAAGAUUCUGCUCAUUUGUCACAAUGCUCAAACCUGUCCUGGAUGAAGAAAUAGGCAUGCUUGGGGAAGUCACCCACUUACAGACAAUUCUAGAAGAUCUUGGCAACCUGACAGCUGAUCCCAACACACUGCCCCCUGCUAGUGAACAGGUUAUUCUUGAUCUGAAAGGCUCGGACUACAGCUACUCAUAUCAGACUCCACCCGGCUCUCCUAGCAACACGUUAUCACGCAAGAGCAGCAUCAGCAGUAACUACACCUCUGUGCGUCAUGUCCCGUCUCUGGACUCCAUCUCCAGCGCAGUGGAUGGCCUUCACCUGCGAGCCCCAGACACAACACGGCGCUCACGCAGUCCUCUCCUCCUGGUCGGAGGGGAGGAAGGCACUCGCUCUCUCAGUGAGGGGAAUUCUCCCACAAUCCCUCGCACGGGCCACCGUGGCCCACACCUCCGGCACAGGAGCACUGAUCAAGGCCAAAACUCUCCUGGCACAGAGAACGGGACCUCAAUGCCCCCACUACACAAAGCUUACAGUGGGCAUGAGGAGAGAGCCAGGACACUGUCCUCAUCGGGCAAGCCACAGUCAGCCAGGGAGCAACUGGCUCUUACUUUGGGAGGCGGGCUUAAUUCAGAAGCUCCUCGGACCAGCCGAGAUUCCCUCCACUGCUCUAGCGGAUACAGCACCCAGACGACUACGCCAUCCUGCUCGGAGGACACCAUUCCCUCACAGCACGACUAUGACUACAUCUCUCUGCAUGGAGGAGAGGAUGCCCACAGCCAGUCUGAAUUUGAUAAAUCUUCCACAAUUCCUCGCAACAGCGACUUAAGCCUCAAUUACCGCAAAAUGUUUCAAAGCAAGAGGCCAGCGUCUACUGUCAGUCUGCUGAUGGAUCCGGAGCCUAUAGGCCCCCACACUGCCACUAUCCGCCGUAAACCCUCCAGCAAGCCCAAUAUCCGCCGUGGAACCAUCAGUGGAGGAGUGCCUAUACCCAUCUCCACACCACAGGUGCCGAUGAAGGCAUCCGUUUCUACCGCCGGCCUGAGCGGCAGUGAGGAGACCGUGUGCCCUCCUGGGCUGAUUCAGAGUAACAGGUUACCUGGCUCUGAUCUGGCUCACACCAGACAUAAUCUCUGUACAUCUACUCAGAGUCUGAGUGCAAUGCCGCCUCCAUACUAUUCCAUGUUCCCUGGGCAGCCACCAGUGGGCAGUACAGAGCCAAUGUAUCAAAUGAGCAAGCAACAGCAGUAUGCGUUGCACCAACAGCAACAGAGGCAGUAUCAACAACAACAGCUGCAACACCAAUAUCACCAACAACACAAUCAACAGCAAUAUAAUCAACAACAGUACAAUCACCAACAGCAAUAUAAACAACAACAGGAGUCGCAAUAUCAAGAGAUCCAGCAGAAACUCAAACGUCAGUGUCAGCAGCAGCAACAUCAAAUUCAGCAGCAGGUUCAAAACAUGGCAGCUCACAAUUCCAGCGAGCCAGUUGAAAGUGGGCAGCCCAAUUCCACCCAGCCCGGUGUGGACCAUACCGACAGCGUUCCUGAUCCGGGCAGCGGAGGUGACAUGUUGAGUAUGAUCCGCAGAGGAGUCAAAUUACGUCGGACACUCACCAACGAUCGUUCGGCGCCUUUAAUCACCCCCAACCAUCUCGACUGAUUUUAUUUUUUCCAUUGUUUGAUUUUGUCUGUGGCUUUUUAUGGUUGCUUUUUCCGUCUUUUCGCUUGGCGACUUUUUUCUGUGCCUUUUAUUGUUGCAAGUUUGCUUUUUUUUUUUUUUUUUUUUUUUUUUUUUAAAGUGGGGGCAAAACUGUUGACUAAUGUGCGACUCUUGCCACAUGAAAAGACGUUUGACUUAAUUACACUGUGCUCAAAGAACAAACGUUUUGCCGUGUCCUUGCUAAUGUUGCCUCUCAAAUUAAAGUAAGUUCUGCAGGCUGUGUGCUUUACGUGUAUAUGUAUACUUAUAUAUAUAUAUAUAUAUAUAUAUAUACACAGAUAUAUAUGUAUUUAGAGAUCUAGAUCGAACGUUGGAGCUUAAGAUAUAUUAAAGUUAUUUGUUUGUUGUAUUCGCAAAGAUAAAGCACUCAGCCUUCUGGUUAGAGAUCAAAACUUAUGUAUAUAUUAGCGAAACAAUUGAAAGACUGUUGUAUUAUUAUUAAUUUUGUUUUCUUCUUUGUUUUUGAAAUUAGACAAAGCAGCACUAGGCGUCUAUUUUUGUACAGUUUAGGGUAACAGAAAACUGCACCACUGCCUUUAAUCCGCCCAAUGACUGGAUGCGAAUGCAGCCAAUGAGAGGUGUGGAGGGAGGGAAGGAGCGAUGUGAUUGGGUGGAUGAAUGAAGGACUGGAAUAGUGGAACUUAUUUGUGUUGCUUAUGACUGUGAGAGCUUACAAAGGCAUCACUGUGGUUAUUUAUUCAACCUGUUUGAUUCUGAAUCAUUUUUAAUCGUUUGUUUACCAAAGCUCUGAUGCUGUAGCCUCGUAGAUGCGUAUAAACUUGCUCUCCUGGAGGAUUUGCUAUAAAGACUCUAUUCAUAAAACUUCAAACUUGUGGCCCAUGACUUUUUUUAAGCAUUUUUGUCUUUGAAUCAAAAAACUUUCUUAAAUAUUAUUACCUGACAAGAAAGUGAAUGACAGUCAAAUUGUAAUGGUUUCGAUUUAAUUGAAUAUAUGCCCUGUAUGUUUCAGAGUGAAGUGUGGCAUUGCGUUCUUUUACACGUGAGCAGCUAAUGAUUCAGUUGCUUAAAACGUGUAUUUGGGAAUGCAACUUGCGUCAACCAUCUUCACAAACUUUUCCUGAGAAGCGCUUAUAAACCAACUGUUGUCAACAAAAGAGAUGCUAUCGUAGUAUUGUAAUUUUACAUUUGUACUGUCGAAUAAAUUAUAUGAUUUAAUAUAUUUUAUUUAAAUAUUACAGUAGUAAGAUUUCUUAUUGUAAUCAUUUGGUAGUAAUAAUCAUAAUAAGAAAUACAUUUAUUUUACAGUACAAUUAUUAUUUUAUAGUCAUAUUGAUAUGUAAUCACAAAAUAUUUGGCCAAAUUGUGCAACCCAACAAACAAGCGCAGCAAAACUGGAGCUCUUUUUUUUUUAUCGCAUUUUAAAUUAUAAUCACAAUAUUUGUCAGAAAAACCGCAAUUAGAUUUUUCGCCAAAUCGUGCUGCCCUUCUCUUAAAGGUUCAGUGUGUAAAUUUUAGCGGCAUCUAGCGGUGAGGUUGCGAAUUGCAACCAACGGCUCAGUCCACCGCUCACCCCUCCCUUUCAAAGCACAUAGAGAAGCUACGGUGGCCGACACAGGACUAAAAUAUCGUCGUCUGAGACGGCAGAGAGUAGCCAGUCAAGCAGUGAGGUUUCUUUACAAAUAUAAAUUAAGAAAUUAUAUCUUCUUUGUGCGUAUUCAACGUAGUGACGAUGCAAGCUUCCUCUAAAAACACCAACAAAGAAGAAGUACAACAUAGUGACGAAACGUGCUCUGUAGAGCAGUUUGUCCAUUUAGGGCUACUGUAGAAACAUGGCGGCGCAAAAUGGCGACUUCCAUGUAAGGGGACCCAUGGUGCAUGUAGAUAGAAAUGGCUCAUUCUAAGGUAAUAAAAACAUAAUGGUUCAUUAUGUAAGGUCUUUAUACACCACUUUAUACAACAGCUAUGUAUAUUAUAUUGCAUUUCUGUCAAUCAGUCCUCCUAAAUAUUACACACUGGACCUUUAAUGAAUCACUAAUCCCAAAUGCGAGGCUAUCAUCAUUAACUGCUCAUUAUGACAGCUUUCUCUCACAAAGGUGUGUGUAAAAUGUUUGGAUGUUGAGAAUUGUGAAGUGGUUCUGUUGUUUUUUGAGUUCUUUUGUUUGUUUGUUUUCUAAUAUUGAAUGUCGUUCGAGAGCAAGCAAUAAGCGUAGCCCAGAUACUUGCCUCAUUUAUGUUUAUCAAAUUAAAAAAAAAAUGCAUUUCCUUUAGAGUUUCCUCUUAGAGUAGAUUUACCCAGAAUUCUGUGUUGUGAUGUACUUGUGGUUACUGUAGCUUUGCUACGCUACCCUGUUGUUUUCUUAAAUGAAAGUAAAUGCUGGACAUGUGCUUUCAAGCUAGAAGUGCAUCACCAUUACCUUUAACAUUUUUAAUAUCAAAUCUAUGCAUCAAGCAUCAUUUUUAGCACCUCUCAAUUAAAUUAUAAACCAUUGAUGGAAUAAUAAUCAUCUCAGUAUGAUGCUGAGUGUAGUGAAUUCUGAUACCCAGAAACACUUCUGCGGUCUGACAGCAUCUCGCAGGCAUUUGUACUGUCUUUGAUGUCUUAUAAUUUAUCAUAUCCGUCACGCACGUGCUGGCAGGUGCUCUUUGAAGUUUCCCUCCCGCUACAAAAGUUGUUUCUUCAUAUCUUACCGCAUUCUUUUAUCGACCCCUAUUUUUGUAUACUUUUCAGGUUAUUCUCAAUCUAGUGUUACUUCACACCUGUCUGAGCCGCGUCUAGGAUUUCUCGCCCCCUGUCUAUCUGUGUGUUCAAUUGUCUUCAGUGAUUUAGACAUGGAUAGAGACGUUCACUCCUGACACAAUGCUCCUCAGGCCUUUUACUGUAGGAUUAGCUUGCAGCUGCUGUACGGCCCUCCUGGAGUGUAAAAGAAUAUCGUUUUACUCUGAAAGGUGAGCUGACCGAGGUGUUUUUCCACUAAUGUGCAUUGUUAUUAGUGCCGCUCAGGGCGGUAAAGUCUGAGGUGUUUCAUUUGUGUUGAGAAGAAGGUUUCCUUGCUGAGAAAUGGCGGUGGUUGUAGCACAGUGAGUGUUGCCUGUUGCAGGGAUUUUUCAAAACAACCUAAUUAUGAGAGGAAGUGUUAAACUUGUAAGAUCGGAAGGUGGAAAGGAAGGAAUUUGCCCAAGAAAUGAUUAUUUUUUGGUUAUGUUUCAGACUUGUUUUUUUGUGAACAUUCUUACUUUUUUUGAUUCCUUGACCUGAUGCAGUCUAUGUCGUGAAAAGAAACUACCAAACAUCAAAAGAAAAGGAUGAAUGUCACAUUAAAGAUAUCUUCAUUAUUGUGAA